This is a messenger RNA of Melanaphis sacchari, 1512 nucleotides long. RefSeq names its product mitochondrial genome maintenance exonuclease 1 (gene vlc). Gene Ontology annotation, biological process: mitochondrial DNA replication; signaling. Gene Ontology annotation, cellular component: glutamatergic synapse; mitochondrion; postsynaptic specialization. The transcript has 2 exons. Lineage: Eukaryota; Metazoa; Arthropoda; Insecta; Hemiptera; Aphididae. The coding region runs from base 451 to 1473 and encodes 340 amino acids. The record is from RefSeq and is a predicted model, not a curated record. Gene Ontology annotation, molecular function: single-stranded DNA exodeoxyribonuclease activity; molecular adaptor activity.
AAUUAAAUCGGCGGCGGCGAUAAUAAUAAUAAUAAUAACAACAAUAAUGACGAUUGACGAUAAGUCGUUGCCGUCAUCGGGCAAAUUUAAAUAUUUGGAAUAACGAUAAUACUGUUAUUAUUUAUCGUCGGAUAGUACCGAUUCGCGAGAUCGGUGACUCGCCACUCACGAGUCACGAGCGCCUAGUUACUAGUUUAGUAGUUUCUGAAUCGUCGUCGUCACUCGUCGACCGCCGUCUGGCCGUACAGAAAUAGUUGACGAGUCGAAGUCGGUCUUCUACUUAUCACGAUUUAUCAAAGACCACCAAGUACCGACCAAAAUAAUAUUAACGUUUAUUAUUAUAUUCAAUGUACUGUUUGGUUUCGGGCAAGAGUUGUUAUCGUCAUCGCUGAACAAGUAAGAAUGAUGAAGCUGAUCAAGUGAUUAAACCAGUGUGCUAUCUUGCCAGUGAUGAGUACCAGAGAUGCAACAGAUGACCGCUAUAUUGACGAUCCUCUUCGAAUAUGCAAAAAACCACCUUACAAGGUAAAGUCACCAUCAUAUGUCAACAUAUCUAGAUCUAUAAAUGGUUAUACAUCAUCUUUAACACAGUACGAUAGCAAGAAACGUGAGAGUCGUUCUAGGGAUUGUAGCCCCAUCAAUGUACGUACAGUUAAUAAUUGUAACAUGGAAGACCAAAGUAUUAUGACGAAAUGUUCAAUAACUGAUACAGUUGAUUAUAGAACUGAAUCUGCCAAUUCAAUAGUUGUAAACACAAUCCAAAGACUUUAUGGUUCUAGUGUUAAAGUGUCGCCUAAGGAAAAAAAAUUAAACAACAUUCCUACGUCAACUAUAAUACAAAGAGAACAUGCUGAUUUACCUGUCUUAAAGUUGCUCAACCCCCAAUUCCGGGCAAAACUAGUAAUAAAUCAUAGUUCACCACCCUCAAAAAUAAAACUUUCAAAAAUAACUAAUGGUAGUGAUGUAGAAAUUAAUGGUGGUAACUACUUUAUUAAAUUAGUUAAUUUAGAAUGUGAUGCAAUAAAAAAAUUAAUAUCACAGGUAGAAUGUUUAUUACCAAUUGCUCCUGAAAAUGGCCAGGCUCGUAUUCAAGCAAUCAUUGGUAAAUCAAAUUUGUUAAUGUCCAAAAAAAUUCAACAAUUCCUUGGUUUAUGUGAGAGUAAUAUAUCCUGUGCACAUGAUGACUUGUCUAGACCAAAAAAUAAUGAUUUAGAAGGGUUUUGGGAUAUGGUCAAAAUACAAGUUGAUCAGGUAAAAACUGAAAUGCAAGAAAUUAUCAAUUUAAGUAAUAAAGGUUGGCCUGAUGACGAAGAACAAAACAAAGAUAAACCUAUCAAAACUAUUAAAGUAAAAACGAAAGCAAAAAAACCAGUUGUUUUAAAUUCAAAGUAUGAUGCUGCUAGAAAAAAAGCAAUUGAAGAACAACGCAAGGCAAUGAAAAACUUAAAAAGUGAUGAUGUUAUAUUUUUUUAAUUGUAAACAUGUAAAGAUUAGACUGUAAUAUUAUGUGUU